Molecule: messenger RNA, 1828 nt
Organism: Colossoma macropomum (tambaqui)
Lineage: Eukaryota; Metazoa; Chordata; Actinopteri; Characiformes; Serrasalmidae
Product: piggyBac transposable element-derived protein 4-like
Exons: 3
Coding region: 143-1828 (561 amino acids)
Source: RefSeq, a predicted model, not a curated record
AUUUGGGUAAAAGAUGUUGCGCGUUAUUUCUUGUUUUGCCGUCGUUUACAGUUUUGCCAUUUAACUGCUUUCGUUUAUAGACAUCGAAACAAAACCGGAAAGUGCUGACUUAAACCCGUCGACAUCAUUAUUACCAUGCAAAAUGGCUUUUCGUCAAAGUGUGGACAUCCAGCGGGCUCUGGAGGUCCUGCUAGGAGAGGAUGAGGACGAAGGAAACGUGUCCUCAGCUGCGGAGAGUGUAGACACAGACGAGGAGCUGGACUUUGAAGCUGGGAUCGAUCCAGUGGAGGAAAGUGAUGAACCUGGGGAGAUGCUGGCAGAGACAAGCACUUCAGCUGACUUAGUUUUACAAAGAGGAGGCGAUGGGCGGCGGGUUCACCCCAGGUUUACCCUGAGGGGAGACAGUGGGUUACCCAGGAGUAGAUCCAGAUCAAAAUCUCCAGCGAGGCGUUCAGCGGAAGCCCAAAGCUCCUCGCAGCCGUGGAAGACGGAAGCCGAGCCCGACGUCGUCUCACAACCGAAAUGCUUCACACCUCACCGAGCUCCUGGAGUUCAGUUGGACGUUAAAGCUUCGUAUACCCCACUGGACCUGUUCCAGCUGUUUUUUCCAGCGGACGCUGCGGAAACCAUUUGCCAGAAUACCAACAAACAGGCAGCGAAGAACGUGGCGAAAGGUAAAAAAUACAAAUGGACUGAUGUUGUUGUAGAAGAGUUUUACAAGUUCCUGGGCCUCGUAAUGUUCACUGCACUGGUGCCCUUGAACCACGUUUCUGACUUCUGGAGGAGGAAUAACAUCUUCUCUGUUUCCUUUCCUGCAACCAUGAUGAGCAGGGACAGAUUCAGAGCCAUCGCGUGGAACGUUCACUUGAGCGAUCCGGAGGAGGAUACUGUAAACGAGAGGAGAAAGGGAACAUCCGAAUAUGAUGGUUUAUUCCAGGUAAAACCUCUCCUCGACGUCAUCCGCACCGCCUGCCAGUUCUGCUACCACCCAAACAGGAAUUUGGCCGUAGAUGAGAGAACGGUUUCCAGCAGAGUUAAAAGCUACACGGUUUUUGUGGACAGCUUUUACACCAGUCCCAAACUGUUUAGAGAUUUGUUCUCUAUGAACGUUGGAGCUUGUGGCGUUUACAGAGAGAGCAGAAAAGAGUGCCCACGAGGAAGAUCAAACGGUUUAACCAGAAAGUCGCCGUUGGGAUCAAUCAGGUGGAUUAGAGAGGAUCCACUGGUGUUUGUGAAGUGGAUGGACGCACAGGAGGUUUCUGUUUGCUCCACCGUUCAUCCGGCCUUUUCUGGAGACACCGUCCAGAGAAAAGUGAAGGGCAGAGAUGGCCACUGGACACAGAUAAACAUCCCCUGUCCUGCUCCCAUCAUAGACCAUAAUAAACACAUGGGAGCUGCUGACUCGUUCAGCCAAAUACUGAACACAAACUACUACACAGCCCACCACAAAACCUCACGCUGGUACCGGACACUCUUCUUCCAUUUUGUGGACAUCGCCGCCACCAACAGCUACGUUUUGCACACAGAACUGUGCCGGGCAAAGCAAGAAAGGCCCAUGAUGCACAAGCAGUUCAUGGAGGAGCUGACGGCCCAGCUGUGCGGGACCACCUUGGAGGUUUCUGCCAAAAAACAGAGAAGUGCUCAUGUUCCCGUGGCCAUCGCCCCGCAGGCUCACGCGAGCAGGAAGGCCACGUAUGGACGCAGGUCCUGCGUGCGCUGCAGGAAGCAGGACAAGAGGAUAGUUCUGACGCCCUGGAAGUGUCAGGAAUGCAACGUGGCCCUGUGUGUUAUUCUGGACAGGAACUGUUUUCAGGAGUGGCAUAGCUAG